ACUCUCAGCCAUAUUCUAAUACAUUUAGCAUGGCAGUUCUGCAAAUAGUCUUUUUGUGUCUUCUGGUUUCAUGUAUGAGUUUAGUUUCGGCCUCUUCACGCAACAGACGCUACACAAGUCCAAGCGUGCCGAAGCUAACUGAUGUUUUUUCUCAUGUCUCAAUUAGAAAUGUGUUUUCGAAAGCUUUUGGAGGGUCGAAUGUUCAGGUGACUGGUAAUGGAUCCAUGGCCACUCUUGUUCUUGACAAAACCUCAGGUUCUGGUUUGGCAUCAGUAAACAAAUAUCACUAUGGAUUCUUCAGUGCUGCUAUCAAGCUGCCUCCUGGAGACUCUUCUGGAGUUGUGGUAGCUUUCUAUUUAUCUAAUGCAGAUGUCUUCCCCCACAAUCAUGAUGAAAUAGACAUAGAGCUAUUAGGCCAUGACAAAAGAAAUGAAUGGGUCAUUCAAACAAAUGUGUAUGCAAAUGGGAGUGUCAGCACAGGAAGAGAAGAAAAAUUUUACCUCUGGUUUGAUCCAACAACACAGCACCAUCAGUACACCAUCAUCUGGAACAAUUAUCACAGUGUGUUUCUAGUGGACAACAUACCAGUGAGGGAGUUUGAGCAUAAGAGCACAUUCUAUCCAUCAAAACCGAUGUUAGUUUACGCAACAAUAUGGGAUGGAUCAGAGUGGGCAACACAUGGAGGAAAGUACCCAGUUAACUACAAGAAUGCACCAUUUACAGUUUCAUUUGCAGAAAUGGAGAUAAGUGGCUGCAUAUCCAAUCCCAGUGCUUCUGCUCCUUCAUGUUCUAAGACCCCUUCAAGUUUGGACCCAGUUGAAGGACCAGAGUUUGUGAAGUUGAGUAACCAACAAGUUGGUGCUAUGGAUUGGGCAAGAAGGAAGCUAAUGUUUUACUCUUAUUGUAAAGAUACAUCUAGGUUUAAGGUUAUGCCACCAGAGUGCAAAUAGUUCUGUAACCUCAUUAUAUGUAUUUUAUGCUCAUCAAAUUAUAACACAAUUAAUUCAAUGAUCCACAUACAGUUUCAUACUCAGACA
Messenger RNA from Argentina anserina (silverweed cinquefoil), 1037 nucleotides. RefSeq names its product probable xyloglucan endotransglucosylase/hydrolase protein 33. The coding region runs from base 30 to 950 and encodes 306 amino acids. Gene Ontology annotation, molecular function: hydrolase activity, hydrolyzing O-glycosyl compounds; xyloglucan:xyloglucosyl transferase activity. The transcript is spliced from 4 exons. The record is from RefSeq and is a predicted model, not a curated record. Gene Ontology annotation, biological process: xyloglucan metabolic process; cell wall biogenesis. NCBI's taxonomy places the organism in Eukaryota, Viridiplantae, Streptophyta, Magnoliopsida, Rosales, Rosaceae. Gene Ontology annotation, cellular component: cell wall; apoplast.